Cryphonectria parasitica EP155 is the source of this 594-nucleotide messenger RNA. RefSeq lists its product as uncharacterized. The record is from RefSeq and is a predicted model, not a curated record. The transcript is spliced from 2 exons. Bases 1 to 594 code for a protein of 197 amino acids. Lineage: Eukaryota; Fungi; Ascomycota; Sordariomycetes; Diaporthales; Cryphonectriaceae.
AUGGCCAGCGCAAGCGACGAUACUAGCACGAUGUCUGGGUACCAGAGGCUCCUGCAGCAACCCGAGCUAUCUCCUGUGGUGGUCUCGAAACCCACCGUGAUGGCUCCUGGCAGGGAGAAUCCAUACCCUCUCAUUGUUCAUGUCCCCAAGAGCGAGUGCCGAAAGACGGAAUUCGAAGUUGGUGAGAACAUCAUGGUCUCGGGUAUUCUCUCCCUGCACUGCUUCUGUAAUGGAGAGCAGCAGGCUUCAGCUCGGCGCUUCGGCUUACGGUGCCCCAAGAUUGCCUUUGUGGGCGAGUUGUGCUACUUUUGCUUCGGCAGCCUCACCAUGCCCGAGGACGUCACAGAGGGAUCCUAUUUCUUCUCUAUCCUCUGCCAGUUCUUCCAACCCUUCAAGCUGCUGAAAAACGGCAGGUCUAGCGGCGGGGAGGGACUGACAGGCCGGGUCCGAUCACCCGUCUUCAUUACACGCCAGGUAGCGCCGGGUGGCGUCCUCGGUGUCGGCCCCGACAUACUGAGGCUCUUCAUUGAGAACCCUGUUGAUGACAACGAAGAGAACAAAGCCCCGGCCCUGCCCCUCUCGACCCAUGCCUGA